This is a messenger RNA of Leptopilina heterotoma, 2124 nucleotides long. Its product is annotated as folylpolyglutamate synthase, mitochondrial-like. Gene Ontology annotation, biological process: tetrahydrofolylpolyglutamate biosynthetic process. The record is from RefSeq and is a predicted model, not a curated record. Gene Ontology annotation, cellular component: cytosol; mitochondrion; cytoplasm. Gene Ontology annotation, molecular function: tetrahydrofolylpolyglutamate synthase activity; ATP binding. NCBI's taxonomy places the organism in Eukaryota, Metazoa, Arthropoda, Insecta, Hymenoptera, Figitidae. The transcript has 3 exons. The coding region runs from base 95 to 1555 and encodes 486 amino acids.
GUAAAAUACCACUCCUUCAAGCUUGCGUGGAAGUGUAGAAUGUUUACAAUCAUUCUCAGUUAACAAGUUGCAAUUUAUCUUGCCAGUUGGAAUAAUGAUACAGUCACGAUUCACAAUAGAUCAUAUUACAUCCGAGACAUUUGAGAAUGCAAUCAUUGUCUUGAAUAGCCUUCAAACGAAGAAAGUUGACAAGAAAUCUGAUCUGAAUAAAGAAAUAAGGAGUUACAGCGAUGGUAAAUUAGAAGAUACUAAAAAAUUUUUAUUACGAUCGGGAUUAACAAUGGACCAAGUGAACAGGCUCCGGAUAAUUCACAUCGCCGGUACCAAGGGAAAAGGUUCAACUUGCGCAUUCACUGAAUCAAUUCUUCGCAAUCAUGGAUAUUCAACGGGAUUUUAUAGUUCGCCACAUUUGGUCUCGGUACGUGAACGAUUUCGAUUGAAUGGUAAGCCAAUAAGUGAAUCAAUAUUUUCUCAGCAGUUUUGGCGAUUAUAUAAAAUUCUUCACUCCGCAAUGGAGCACGAGCGCGAUAUGCCGCAGUAUUUCAAAUUUCUCACAGUAAUGAUGUUUCACAUUUUCCUCACAUUCCAAGUAGACGUUGCAAUUGUUGAAGUUGGAAUUGGUGGCGAAAAUGAUUGCACAAAUAUCAUUGAAAAUCCAAUUUGCACCGGUAUCACGAGUCUUGCACUCGAUCAUACGACAAUUUUAGGUGAAACUAUCGACAAAAUUGCUUUUCAUAAAUCCGGAAUUUUCAAGUUAAACGUACCGGCAUUCACAGUUCCACAAAUAAAUGAGGCAAUGAUUGUAUUAAAAAAUCGUGCACUAGAAAAAAAUUGCACACUAAAAAUUGUUCCAAGCUUAGAAAAUUAUUCCUGGACAUCGAGAACUCCACUAUUGGGAAUUCCGGCGGAAAUUCAAAAUUACAACGCAUCUUUGGCCAUUCAACUCGCUCUUUCAUUCAUCAAUUCUGUAGAAAAAAUAAAUAAACAAAUUAAUAACAAUACCAACGAUAAUAGAAAUAAUUUCUCUUCGAAUGUAUUUUCAUUACAAAAAGUUGAAUUGGGAAUAACUUCCUGUAAAUGGCCCGGAAGAACACAAAUUUUAAGAGGUGAAAAAAUCGAUUUUUUCAUUGACGGUGCUCACACUUUGGAAAGUAUUAAUAAUUGCGCGACUUGGUUUAAGAAUUCCAUUAAAAAUGAGACAGGAAAUAGAUAUUUAAUUUUCAAUACGACUGGAUAUCGAAAUUCAGAAUUAUUAAUGACAAAAUUGAAGAAAUUAAAAUUUCUCAAAGCAUUCUUCUCGCCAAAUAUUUCUGGAAUAAAUAAUAGUCAACAAUUUACCGAAGAAAUGGAAUUGAAAUGUAAAAAUAAUUGCAAUUUUUGGGGCGAAGAUGGAAUUUUCGUUGAAAACGUCAAGAGUGCAAUUAAUGAAAUUUUAAAUUUCGAAAAUCAAGAAUGUAUAACAAAACCAAAAGUUCUUGUCACGGGUUCACUUCAUUUAGUUGGAGCUCUACUUUCUAUUAUUGAUUCUAAUCUUACAAUGACAACUAAAUUUUAAAAGAAAAAAAAAAUGAUUUGCGAUUUGUGUGAUUAAAAAAAAUUUAAAUAAGUAUUAUUUUUGUAAAUAGAAACUAAAUUCGAAUUUCGCUCGUAAAAUUAAAUAAAAAUAUUUUUUGCCUUACAGUGAGUGUUUAUUGAUUAAAAAAGCAAAGUUUACUAUUUUUGGUUUUUUCGUUCUGAAGAAGUUGGUGGUGGAAAACAAUAAUAAGGCGUCAUUUUAAUCGCAGGAAUGCAAGAAUAUUUUUUUACAACACAUGAUGGGCAGGGUAAUUGAUCUAGACUUGUUACCAAAUUGCUAGAAAAAUAUAUUUUAAUUAAUUCGUUGAUAUUAGACUAACUAAAAACAAACAAAAACUAAACAAAAAAUUUCAUAAUUUUGAAUUAACUAAAAAUCAAAUAAUUUCCUUACUAAUAUCGCCCCCUUGGUUUUGGAAAGAAACCUAUCGUUGCUAUCGUUUUUUGUCCAUUGUUAUUUUUUCCCACAGAUUUUUUAUUUUUUUCCAUUUUUUUUAAAUUUUUUGAAAUUUAAUUAUUUCAGUUACAUUUUAAUAAAAUUUGUAAACAUUU